Molecule: messenger RNA, 1470 nt
Organism: Pocillopora verrucosa
Lineage: Eukaryota; Metazoa; Cnidaria; Anthozoa; Scleractinia; Pocilloporidae
Source: RefSeq, a predicted model, not a curated record
AUGCUCUCAUUUUCUUUCAAUCCUUACACUUGGGACGCCACAAAGGAGCGAGUUGGCUCUGAUGUUGUAACCCUGCUCUUGAAAAACAACGAUAGCGAGCUUAUUAAAGUAUCAAAUCUCACGGAAGACAUUGUUAUCGUCACGCCUUUAAAACUUCAGAAAAUCUCUGCUUCAGAAAAGUCAUGGUAUUUCACAAAGAACGAUGAUCUACGUUUCCACGAGAUAAACGUCAAGUAUGAAAACACCCUGCUGAUGCUGGAAAUCAAACCUCAAGAUCCAACCGUACAUCUGUUUGUCUAUAUGCGUUUUAGUCAGCGACCGACAACUCAAAACUACGACUUCAAUGCUACUAUCUCUUAUGACAAAAAGUGUGUCUGGAUGAUAAGUGCUCAGAACAAAAGUGAAGGGCAAACAGUUUGCUCCUUGAAUCCAAAUACACCGAUACAAGUUCUGGCUGAGCGUCCCGGGAAGUACUUUCUCGGCUUAAAAAAUUACAAUGCCACAGUGAACUUAUCUCAUAAAAGGGAGAAAAGAUCUUGUCUUGGUGGAAGGCGAAGGAAGCGCUCCUGCGUCGAAGUCAAAGAUCCACCACCCACCCCACCCCAGAGUGAAAAUGUCCCUGUGAUGCCAGUUUAUGAUUCCACAACAGACCAGAACUACACUCUGAAGGUGACCUUGGGUAGUUGUGUUUACUGGUCAGAAAAUUUUGACAAGUGGAUAUCAUCUGGCUGUCGGGUUUUAGCAGAAUUAAAUGGAUUUUUAAACUGUAGCUGUAGCCAUUUGACAUCAUUUGGGGGAAGUCUCUUAGUCGAACCGAAUCCUAUUGACUUCGACAAGGUUCUAGUCGAGUUUCAGCAGUUAUCAGAAACUGGAAAUAUUGCAGUAAUCGUGGCUAUUGCGGUGGUUUUAUUGUGUUAUAUGACUGUGCUUGUUGUCGUAAGGAAAUUCGACAAGGAAGACGCGAAAAAUAGGGAAUUACCGAUCCAACUUCCAUCAUCUUCAAGCAGCACCUAUGAAUACGUUAUAGUGAUUACCACAGGGGCUUGGAAAAACUCCAGCACGACUGCUCAUGUUGCUUUGGAGAUCUACGGUUCUGAAGGAAAGAGUGGUAUUCUUCAGCUUAGCCAAGAAGAGCCUGGUGCAGUUCAAACGUUAUUCUCUCGAGGUAAUUCAGAUGUUUUUGUACUUUAUGUUAACAAAUCACUUGGUUCGAUUCAAGAAUUACAGAUUGGACAUGAUAAUUUUGGAGAUAAUCCCUCGUGGUACCUGGAGGAAAUUGUCAUUCGGGACGUACAAUCCAAGCAGUCGUGGAAAUUCAUGGCCAAUCAGUGGUUUGCUCUUGAGCGCGGAGACGGGCGCAUCGAGCGAAUAAUCGACAAGACCUCAAAUCAUCUGGAUUUUGGCGAUGAAGUUGCAAGACGUUGGCAAAGAGGCCUCGCGGAGUGGCACAUUUGGAUUUCGUACUUUUGA